Prorocentrum cordatum is the source of this 339-nucleotide messenger RNA. Lineage: Eukaryota; Dinophyceae; Prorocentrales; Prorocentraceae. The record is from the annotation of a GenBank genome assembly.
AGGCCGCAGCCGCUCUGCUUCGAGGCGGCCCCCGCCCGGGCCGGGGCCCGGCACGGGCGAGCCUCUCCUGGGGCGACCGCGCGCGGGGCACGGUCCCCAGCGGGGGGGCCCGCGAGGGGGGGCCAUGGUGCAGAGCAGCCGCAAGCGGUUGUCGGAGAUGCUGGACGGCGACGUGGACCACGCCGAGCCCGCACAGGGCGCGGGCGACGCCGAGGUCGAGGCGUCCCAGCAGCAGCGGCCGGUGACGUUCGGGGAGUGGUUCCAGGCCGCCUCCGCGGAGGACCUGCGGGCGACGCUCAAGUCGCUGGUGGCCUCCUACCCCGAGGCGGCGAGCCAGGU